GGAUAGCGAUUAUACUACAGCAAUUAUAGUACCCCGGGGGAGGGGCGAGGGGGGCGAGGGGUGGGGGGCGAUUGGGAUUGUUCGCGGGAAUAUGGCGGACGGUUGGUUGGGUCCCCCGCCAUUUAAGGCUCUGUGCUUCACGACUUCACAACUUCCUUCUCAAGCUCCUCUCAGAUCCCUCCCCAUGUCAUCCUUACACUCCAACUCCUCUACCAACCCUAGCCCUAACGCUAAGAAGCCUUCUUUGCUCGUUUUCUCAGGUGGAACUGCCUUUAAUGGUGUCGUGGAAGAGCUUAAAAAUUUAACAACUUGUGUUGCACAUGUUCUCCCUGUUUCUGAUGAUGGCGGAAGUACAGCUGAGAUUGUUCGGGUGCUUGGUGGUCCAGCUGUUGGAGACAUACGGUCAAGGUGUUUGAGAUUGUCUGACCAAAGUACCUCUGAGGCUCUUGCUGUCCGAAGAUUGCUUGGUCAUCGUUUGUCCAUUGAUCCGCAGCAAGCCAAGCUAGAAUGGUAUGAUAUUGUGGAAGGAGAACAUUACCUAUGGAAAGGUGUAUCAAAAUCCUAUAGGGAAACAAUUCGAGCAUUCCUGGCUUAUUUUCAGAAUCAGAUCCUCCGGCGGUCUAAUGAAUCAUUUUGUUUUAGUAAUGGCAGCAUUGGGAAUUUUUUCUUUGCAGGGGCUCGCAUAUUCUUUCAGUCAUUAGAUGCUGCAAUAUUUUUGUUUUCACGUGUUUCAGAUAUUCCACUGGAAAGUUUGGUCCUCCCGGUUAUUUCGACCAAUGACAGGCUUACAUUGGGAUGUGAAUUAUUGGAUGGAACUAUUAUACGUGGUCAGAAUGAAAUAUCUCACCCAAAUAGCGAUUCCAUGGAACCUGUUAAUAAGGGUAGCUCUUCUAUUCGUGCUCUUCCUUCAAGAAUAAAGAGGGUAUUCUACAUGUCAAGUGAAGGGAGAAAUUUGCUACAUGAGGUCUUCCCUGCAGCAAACCCUGCUGUCUUGGAGCAGUUGAGCAAUGUUGACUGCAUUGUAUAUGCUAUGGGAUCCCUAUUUACUUCCAUCUGCCCAUCACUGGUAUUACUUGGCAUUGGGGAGAUUAUCUCUUCAAGAUGCUGUCCCAAGGUGCUUUUGUUGAAUGGUUCACAUGAUCGAGAGACUGGUGGCUUCUCUGCUUCUUGCUUUGUAACUGCCAUUACUGAUGCUCUAAAUCGAACACAUGGAGAACGUCAAAAGUGUCUUAUGAACCUUCCAAGUCAGUAUAUUAAUACCAUUUUGGUGCCCAAGGAUGUUCAAAUUCCUGUAGAUGUGCAAUGCUUGGCUGCCCAAGGAAUCUUUCACGUGAUCACUGUUGAUUCAAUUCAUGAUCCCAAAGUGGGCAUCAUUUUUAAUCCGGUCUCCUUGAUAAAAGCUCUUGCCAACUUGAUAGGCAGAUAUAACAGCAUAACUGCUGCAGGGACUUGAUGAAUUUGAAGGGAGAAGUGAAAUUUAAGAGCAGCGGAAUUUUUGCAUCUUACUGGAGAAAUUGCGAUAUGAUAUAUUCUCUAAGAUGUACCAGUCAGUUUUUUUACAGCUCCACUUUAUUUUUGGAAAAAAAAAAGAAAAACUCUUCUUUUCGUGUAGAGCUGCACACUUCUCAAGGCAUUCAGUGUCAUUAAAUGUGCUGCAGUUCAGGUCCAACUAAUUUUAAAUUCUGAAACAUUGUUUGAUUCACUGGUCCAUUUUUUGUGUUAAAACUUAAUACUGAUAUGAGAGCUUUGAUUCAAGCUACAUCAGGGUUACUUGAUGAGCUGCACUGGAGAUUAUGACCUCAAUUGGGUAAUUUCCCUCGGCAGUUCUAGUGCUGUAUAAAAGCAUGGAUACUUGGUCCUAGUCAGAAUUCCAAACCAAAGAGAGGCGUCAUCCCAGUUUCUGAGAUAUUUAUGAAGGCAAACAACAGAUGUGUGAAGUGUAUUUGGUAUUUUUGUCCUGUUUGCUGACUUAACCAUAAAAUUUUGAAGCACAGCUAGUUAAAUCCUUAUUCACGUCACAUUUCAAACUAAA
Messenger RNA from Malania oleifera, 2032 nucleotides. RefSeq lists its product as uncharacterized. The transcript is spliced from 13 exons. The record is from RefSeq and is a predicted model, not a curated record. Bases 92 to 1453 code for a protein of 453 amino acids. Gene Ontology annotation, molecular function: LPPG:FO 2-phospho-L-lactate transferase activity. Lineage: Eukaryota; Viridiplantae; Streptophyta; Magnoliopsida; Santalales; Ximeniaceae.